AUCGCAUAUCCCACUUUAUUUAGGUAGCAUUCACACAACCUAUUUAGAUCACGAUAUUUUUACCCCUAGGAUUAGCAUAUCUCAGUGUUUGACAUGGCAGGAGUCACGGCGAAUGCAGCCCAAACACUCCCGAGAUUUCUACUCCCGCGACUGAGCUGGGUAGGAUCUACUGGGUCUUCGCAAGCAUUGCGAGCUGCGACUCUACCCGCAGAGAACCGACAGUCAUGGCAAGGGUAUGGGACAGCCUCGUUCCACUCACUUCGAGAGAAACCUCAGUAUUUCUCGGGUAAUACAAGGACGAGGCCAUCUAUUCUACUUCAGAAUCCGAAUUUACGAAGGUCAUUCCAUGCCACAGCGCCGCGGGGCAGAGACCAUCACUUCGAUACCCUGAAAUUCGUCCAACGACUACAGAGCGAUGGCUUCACGGAAGAGCAGUCUGUUGCAAUGAUGAAGGUUUUGAACGAUGUAAUCGAGGAGAGCAUACAAAACCUAACUCGGACGAUGGUAUUGCGUGAAGAUGCCGCCAAGGCGACAUACACGCAGAAGGUAGACUUUGCAAAGCUUCGCUCUGAGCUUCUCUCCGCAGACAGCACCGAGUCGAACACAACGCGGGCUGCCCACGAGCGACUAACGAACGAUAUCACCAAGUUGAAUAACCGCCUGCGAGAUGAGAUCGGUCGAACGCAGGCAUCGGUGCGGCUGGAUUUGAACCUAGAAAAGGGACGGAUACGAGAAGAGGCUGUAAGCCAGGAGUUGAAGAUCAAAGAGACGGAGACUAAAAUUGAGCAAGAAGUUGCUGCCCUAAGAGAAAAGCUAGAGCAAGUCAAGUUUCAGACGCUCCAGUGGCUGAUGGGCGUCUGCACAGGUUUUGCAGCAUUGUUGCUUGGUGCUUGGAGGUUGCUCAUGUGAAGCGGAUGGAGACAUCCACGCUGGUUGUCCGUAUUAUUUGGGGUAUUAAAUUAAAGACUUCCAGUCGCAGGACGAGUGGAAAUUAUAUACGGCAGAUAUCGAAUCCAUAAAGAUGGAUCCGAUCAACAGUAUUUUCCAUGUACAUAUUCCUUGUCCAGUAGAUACAGUCAUUGGUACAACAUGGUGUUAGUUCCCUGUG
Molecule: messenger RNA, 1108 nt
Organism: Daldinia loculata
Lineage: Eukaryota; Fungi; Ascomycota; Sordariomycetes; Xylariales; Hypoxylaceae
Product: DUF1640-domain-containing protein
Exons: 2
Coding region: 94-909 (271 amino acids)
Cellular component (GO): mitochondrion
Source: RefSeq, a predicted model, not a curated record